AUGGCCAGAGUUACCAGCCUCAAGGUGGCAGUUCCUACGGCCAGGGUUUCCAAGGCAGCCAGUCCUAUGGCCAGGGCUACCAGCCUCAAGGUGGCACUUCCUAUGGCCAGAGUUACCAGCCUCAAGGUGGCAGUUCUUACGGCCAGGGUGGGCCAAGUUCCUCAGGGAGCAGCGGUGGCUCUUAUGGCCAGGGUUUCCAAGGCAGCCAGUCCUAUGGCCAGGGCUACCAGCCUCAAGGUGGCACUUCCUAUGGCCAGCAGAGUGGAUAUCCUUCUUCAGGUGGUAGCAAUGGUUGUGGACAGGGUACUUCAUAUGAUAGCAAUCCCUGCCACCAGGGUGGCUCAUACUCACAAAACUACAUUGAGUGGCUCAUCAUCCUCACAAAACUAUGGUGGCAACCAGGGUGGAUCCUAUUCACAGAACUAUGGAGGUGGCCAAGGUGGAUCAUCCUCUUCAGACAGCUAUGGUGAUAAUCAGGAUUCACAGGAUUCUUCAGAUGAUAAUCCCAACGCUUGUGAUGAUAAUGACACAACAUAUAGUGCUAAUGGUCAAAGUUCUGGUUGUUCAAACAGGAAGGUGGUUGUUGCACGUGAUACAUCGCAUGUCUUGAGCAGAAGAGAUUAUGAUGUACAGAAUGAAUCUUCUACUUCAUACAGCAACCACACCAACCUCCAGGGUGGAUCAUUUAUUGCAGCUGGUGGUGGAUCAAGUAGCCAGGGUGGUUGCAUUUGUCCUGAUGGAAGCAGUGGUAUUAGACAGGGUGGAUCUGUGUAUGGUGGCAACAGUGGAUCUUAUGGUCAGGGCUCCCCAGGUUCUUCAUACAGCACGUACUCUAGUAACCAGGGAGGACCCUCCUCCUACCCUGGUGGAUCUUAUGGACAGGGAGCACCAGGUUCUUCACACAGCACUUACUCUGGUAACCAGGGAGGACCUUCCUUCUAUCCUGCUGGAUCUUAUGGACAGGGCUCCCCAGGUUCUUCAUACAGCACGUACUCUAGUAACCAGGGAGGACCCUCCUCCUACCCUGGUGGAUCUUAUGGACAGGGAGCACCAGGUUCUUCACACAGCACUUACUCUGGUAACCAGGGAGGACCUUCCUUCUAUCCUGGUGGAUCUUAUGGACAGGGCUCCCCAGGUUCUUCAUACAGCACGUACUCUAGUAACCAGGGAGGACCCUCCUCCUACCCUGGUGGAUCUUAUGGACAGGGAGCACCAGGUUCUUCACACAGCACUUACUCUGGUAACCAGGGAGGACCUUCCUUCUAUCCUGCUGGAUCUUAUGGACAGGGAGGGUCUUCUGUCUAUGACCGCAGCAGCGAAUCCUAUGGUCAGGAUGGAUCUUCCACAUACAGUAGUGGUGGACCUUAUGGUCAGGAUUCCCCCUCACCCUCGCCGUCUGGCAGCCAGCAUAGUGGAGCGGAUUUUUAUUCACCAGGAGGUGGCCAAUCAGGUGGACAUGGAUCAUCUUCUCAAGGUGGUAGUUACUCCAGUCGACAGGACUCAUCUUCAUCAGGAAGCAGCCAGUAUGGUGGGCAGGGUUCACCUUCCUCAGGAGGCAGCCAAUCUGGUGGACAGAGUGGAUGUGAUUGUUCAGGGGGGAGCUCUGGUGGAUCCCCUACCUUAACUAGAAGUGAUUCCUCUGCAAAUGGUUCAUCUUCAUCUGGAGGCAGCCAGUACAAUAGCCAAGAUUCCCCCUCACCCUCGCCGUCUGGCAGCCAGCAUAGUGGAGCGGGUUCCUAUUCCUCUGGAGCUAGACAGUAUGGAGAACGUGUAUCAUCAUCCUAUGGAGGCAGCAGUUACAGUGGACAAGGGUCAUCCUCUUCAGGAGGAAGCCAGCAUGGUGGGCAGGGUUCACAUUUCUCAGGAGGCAGCCAGUAUGGUGGACAGGGUCCAUACUUCUCAGGUGGCAGCCAUUAUGGAGGACCGGGUAUGACUUCUUCAGGAAGCAACCAGUAUAGUGGACAGGGCUUUUCUUCAGGAGGCAGCCAAUCUGGUGGACAGGAUGGAUGUCUGUGUCCUGAUGGAAGUUUAGGCUCUUCUGGAGGAGGCAGCUACCAUGGUGGACAGGGUUCAUCUUAUUCUGGAGGCAGUCAGUAUGCUGGACAGGGCUCAUCUUCUGGAGGCCGACCACAUGGUAAACCAGGUUCAUCUUCCUCAGGAGGCAGACAUCAAGGAAAGCCAGGCUCUUUUACUUCAGGGAACACUUAUUCUGGUAAACAGAAUUCGUCUUCCUCAGGGGGCAGCCAAGUGAGCUCUGCUGGGAAACACUCCAGUCCUGGACUCCUGCUGCUAUUGAGUGUUUUGAGUGCCUUUGCUGCCUCUGCUGCUAUAUCAAAGUGGUCUAUAUGAACUUCUGAAGAUGUGUUUGGCAUC
Messenger RNA from Rhea pennata, 2373 nucleotides. Its product is annotated as loricrin-like. The coding region runs from base 1 to 2349 and encodes 782 amino acids. Lineage: Eukaryota; Metazoa; Chordata; Aves; Rheiformes; Rheidae. The record is from RefSeq and is a predicted model, not a curated record. The transcript is spliced from 60 exons.